Molecule: messenger RNA, 2685 nt
Organism: Trichobilharzia regenti
Lineage: Eukaryota; Metazoa; Platyhelminthes; Trematoda; Strigeidida; Schistosomatidae
Source: the annotation of a GenBank genome assembly
AUGCGUACUUUGGAAGAACUUAACCCAUCACUAGUAACACCUACACAUCAAGUCAUUCUCUUGAAUUCGAAUAACUCUCAGAAUAUUUGUAUGAAUGGGCGAGACAAAUCACACACCCUUCGCAAUACAAUGAAUAGUCGUCUACAGAAUUUCCAAUCUUUUACAAACAACAUCCAUAGCAGGAGGAAAUCAUCUGCAAGCCGACCCUCGAGUUCUGUUUAUAGAUCAAAGAUUCUUAAACGCUGUGGUAGACAGUUAAAACGAUUAAUGGGGCGUAGAAUAACUAUGGUACCUACUGCUAUUAUUGAAAAUGAUAAUCAUAAUAUUGAUUGUGAUUCACCUGCAACGAAUUCUUAUGAAACGCCAGCUAGAUUAACAAAUACAUCAGAAUGUUGUCUACAUCAAUGUGAAAAGAAGUGUAUAAGUGUGGAAAUGUUGAAAGAUGUACAGAAUCAGCAAAAUAAAUUAUUUCAAGAAGUUAAUCAGCUGAAACAACAAUUCUCAAAUAUUCAAAAUGUUUUAGUAUCUCUUCAAAAUAUUCUUGUGAAUCGAAUUACUCUGCAAAAUCUGCAUCCUUCAUCAUCAUCGUCGUCACCUUCUUCGUCAACAUCUUCACAUUUAAUAAAUCUAUCCUAUAAUAGUAGUAAUAAUAAUGGCAGUGGUGUUGAUACUAUACAAAUUGUGAAUACUAAACAGUCGUCUAUUGAUUGUGGAACUGUUCCUCCUUUGACCAAUGCACAAGAUACUACUAUAACUACCAAUAAUAAUAAUAGUCAAAUGAUUUCCAAUCCUUGUGUAAAGUUAGAUAAUCUUGUUUACCUAACGUCUAGUUCAUCACAAUAUCUACAUCCACCGCCAGCAACAGCAGCAGCACUCCUACCAAAAGCAACAUUAACCACAACUGGAAUCCAUAGCCCUCUAACCGUCAAUCCAUCAUCUUUUAUGCCAUUGAAAAUUCUUACAAAUUGUUCUUCCUAUGAAAAUACUUUCAUCUCAUCAUCGAAUAUUCUAUCCUCUUCACCAUCUAUCUUAUCUGUUGUGCAUAGUUCACUUCCAUCGCAUAUACCAUUGUCUUUAAUGACAAAACUUCCUUCAGACCAUACUUCCAAUGGAAUAGUCAAUUUACAAAUUACUCCAAAUCCAAUUAAUCCAGUGAAUCAAUCAACACACAAUCUAACUUUAAAUGAACAAACCGGUCUGCUGGCGUCGUCAUUACCAUCAUCAUUCCCUACAACACAAACUAGUCAAACAACGCCGUAUCCGCCUAUUUUGAUAUUAAAUCCAUUACAGUCAAACUACUGUCCACAAAUAGCAUUAACAGCAGCAACAACAACAACGCCAACCUUGUCAAAUCCUACCUCAAUACAAACAUUUCUACCUAUUACAACAACAACAGCUACUAGCAGUAGUAGUACCACUGCUAGUACCAUAUCAUUUUCUAAUCAUACCAUUCUACCUAAGUUAGAAGAUUCAAAUAGUCAGCCUAUUACAACAUCAUAUCCUAACAGUAUCGUUCCUAAUGGUACAGAUGAAAAUAUUGAUCCAUUAGAUAGUCCAGAGUCAAUUGAUUCAUCACAAUACCAAAUAAAGCAUACAAAUGAACCAUUGAAUACCUUUGAAAUAGCUUCAACUGUUCGUGAUCUACUAAUAAAGCAUAAUAUAUCUCAACGUCAAUUCUCUAAACAUGUACUUAAGUUGAGUCAAGGAACUAUGAGUGAGUUAUUAUCCAAGCCUAGACCAUGGUAUAGGUUAACAGCACGUGGUCGUGAUUCAUUUCGACGAUUACAAGCAUGGAUAUUGGAUCCAAAUAAUAUUAGCAGUUUUAAAACAUAUCAACGGAAACGGACUACCACUGUAACUACUCAUGCUGAAUGUGAAACUUCAAAUCUAGUCAAACAGUCAUUACCACCAGUGUUGCACUCAGAUCCUGUAGAACAGACAUCAGUGUAUCAAUGGGAUUUAACUUCAUUGAAAUUACCAUCCCUUUCUUCAUCUGUCCAUAGUAAUAAUAAUAAUACUAAUAACAGCAAUCUUGAAUCGCAGAAUACUGCAGCUAAUCAAUCGCAUAGAACAGAAUCCACUUAUGACUACUUGGAGAAUCAAAGAUUAUCUGAUUAUCUACCUUUACCAAAACUGCAACUGUCGUCGGAACCGAAACGUAUUAUUCAUAGAAGUGAAUUUGAAGAUGCUGGUCGUAGAUCUAACAUGCAGAAAAAAGAACUAGACAAUGAACAUGAACACUCAUCAACUAUUGCUAAUCUUCAAAUAACAACAACUGAUUCCUCUUCACAAAGUAUUAUCACGGCGGUGAAACAAAGUCAAUCAGAAGGGCAUACAUCAGCACUAUUGUUAGCUUUUAGUCUUGGCUUAGUGUGUUGUUUUAUAGGCUUAUUGAUUGUUGAAUGGAGACGUCGUCAAAAACUACGCUUAUGGUCAGCAAAACCGUAUCGUUCACAUCUUCAACCACCUCCAGAACAGUCAAUUAUAUUUGGUGGUACUACUACUGCCGGUGGAGGUCGAACAAAAAUUUCUAUGUCUAAAUUGAAGUCAUAUCGUAAGUCGAAAAGGAGUUGUCUAGCAAAUGAAAAGAUGAAUAAGACUUCCUCUAAUCAUUGCAACAGUAGCAAUAAUAACGAUAAUAAUAUGGAUGAGGAGAAAGCUUUAUUCGAUGAUUUAGUUUUGUGA